Messenger RNA from Naumovozyma dairenensis CBS 421, 1035 nucleotides. RefSeq names its product fatty acid elongase ELO3 (gene ELO3). Gene Ontology annotation, cellular component: endoplasmic reticulum membrane. Bases 1 to 1035 code for a protein of 344 amino acids. The record is from RefSeq and is a predicted model, not a curated record. Gene Ontology annotation, biological process: very long-chain fatty acid biosynthetic process; fatty acid elongation, monounsaturated fatty acid; fatty acid elongation, saturated fatty acid. Lineage: Eukaryota; Fungi; Ascomycota; Saccharomycetes; Saccharomycetales; Saccharomycetaceae. The transcript has a single exon. Gene Ontology annotation, molecular function: fatty acid elongase activity.
AUGGAACAAGUCAUUCAAGAGAUUUCAAAUGACGUUCCGACGUUCCCAUCCCUAUUACAUGAUGAACAGCAAUGGCUUCAAUAUCAUAUCCCAUCAAUUGAACAUCCCUUCGGAUUAGAACUAUGGCCCAUUUUCUCCAAAUGCUUCCAAUACUUCGCAGGUUAUCCCGCUGAGAAUUUUGAAUUCAUUCACAAUAAGACACUAUUAGCAAGUGGAUAUGAAUCCCUUGGAUUAAUUAUGGCAUAUUACAUAGUCAUAUUUACGGGACAAUUCGUAUUGCAUAAAUUCCACUCAUCUCCUAAAAAAUUGACUUUAUUAUUCCAAUUCCAUAAUUUACUCUUAACAAUAAUUUCAUUCAUUUUAUUCUCUCUAUUAGUGGAACAACUAAUACCAAUGAUUUAUCACAACGGUAUAUUUUGGGCCAUAUGUUCCAAAGAGGCUUUUGCCCCCAAAUUAAUUACACUAUACUAUUUGAACUAUCUAACCAAGUUUUUGGAACUAUUAGAUACUGUCUUCCUAGUAUUGAAAAGGAAAAAAUUAAUAUUCCUACAUGUGUAUCAUCAUGGUUUAACGGCAUUAUUAUGUUAUACACAACUAAUGGGCCACACAUCAGUUGAAUGGGUCCCCAUAGUAUUAAACCUAGGUGUACAUGUUCUAAUGUAUUGGUAUUAUUUCUUAAGUUCAUGUAAUAUUACCGUAUCAUGGAAACAAUGGGUAACAAGGUUACAAAUUAUUCAAUUCUUAAUUGACCUGGUGUUCGUUUAUUUCGCUACAUAUACCUUUUAUGCUCACAAAUAUUUUAAGAAUUAUUUACCUCAUAUGGGACCAUGUUAUGGUGGCGAGAAAGCUGCCGCAUUUGGAUAUUUGAUAUUGACUUCUUAUUUAAUCUUAUUCAUUUCGUUUUAUAUUAAUUCCUAUAAGAAAAAGAAGAAAACGAAGAAAAUUAAUUCAAAAAAACAAAAAUCAACUAUUGAUAAUUCCAAAUCUACUAGUGCGAAAAGUAAUACAACUAAAGUAUCUUCAAGAAAGAUAUAA